CAUCUCCAAACUUCACUUCCUUUUCCUAUGGCGGAAUCAUGUGGGACGUUUUGUUGCAAUUGUCGAGGUCAAUGAACUUUACCUUUUCAAUUAUUCGACCUCCCGAUGGAAAAUGGGGCGUUUUGGAAGCCAAUGGGUCAUGGAAUGGAAUGGUGGGCAUGGUUUCGAGGAAAGAGGUCGAUUUUGCCUUGGGGCCAUUUGGUAUGAGUGCCGAACGAUCAGAAGUGAUCGAUUUUUCCUUUCCUUUGAGACAGGAUAUUUUGGUCACGGUUACUCCAGUGCGACUGGUCCCGGAUCUUUGGGUUAUUUGGCGCCCUUUUGGGAUCAAAGUUUGGAUCACCUUCUGUGUCACCUUUAUCUCCUUCCUGAUUCUUUUUGGGAUAUCAGACAAACUUUUCCUGAAACAAUCGAGAUGGGGGCAAAUCAUGGAAUUUCUAUUAAGAACUUUGGCCGGAGAUGGAUCCGUUCCUUUGCCGAGAACAUGGAACUAUCAAUUGUUUUUCACUAUGACAUGGAUCUUAGCCAUGUUUAUCUUAGGCCAAGGAUAUUCCGGAACCUUGGCAUCCUUAAUGACCAUACCCAAGGUGCCCAAAAUGAUUGAGGAUGUGUCAGACUUGGUGGAUCAAGGUGACAUUCCAUGGGGUUUGGAGACCGGCACCAUUUUGGAACAAACGGGAUCCAAAGCUCAAACUGGAUCGCUGCUACACAAGUUUUAUUCAGGGGCUCAAAAGUUAAAGGGCAGCUGUUACGCGGAUUUGGAUAAAAUCAAGGACGGCAAACUGGCUCGACUCUGUGAAGGUCUUACGGCCAUGAGUAUGCUUUCCGAUGACUUCUCUAAGGAAGGCAAAUGCUACAUGUAUGCGGGUAGAGGAAGUUUCAUGAGCUUUUCCUACGCAAUAAUUCUUCAGGUAAAUGAUAUCUUCAAGCUCGCCUUGAGAGGCUGA
Tigriopus californicus is the source of this 944-nucleotide messenger RNA. Its product is annotated as glutamate receptor U1-like. The record is from RefSeq and is a predicted model, not a curated record. Gene Ontology annotation, cellular component: membrane. Gene Ontology annotation, molecular function: glutamate-gated receptor activity. Bases 39 to 944 code for a protein of 301 amino acids. Lineage: Eukaryota; Metazoa; Arthropoda; Copepoda; Harpacticoida; Harpacticidae. The transcript has a single exon.